AUGGGGUACUGGAAGAAUCUCUUCAGCUUUGAUAAGCGUCGUGCUCGCCAUCGCGCUGCAGUAGAGCGCCGCAGACUUCUCCCAUCAUACAUUGCGGAUGAGCCACAGCCAUGCGACACUUCCAAAGAGAAUGCUAGAAUUGCACUGCGGUUGAAGUACCAAAUCGAACAAGUUGUGUGCUGUGAGGUCGACAAGAGUGUCUUAACCGACCCAAACAGCCGGGUUAUUACGCAAAAUGUCAUUGACACUGCUAAGCGCGCUGCUGGUGAAGAGUACAAAGCCUGUGUUGUCUACUGUCUACUCGUUUGCCUGAAAUGGUUUAAGCUCCAGGCUUCAAUUGAGCUUUGGGACGCUGAUCUUCAUGAAGUCCGAGCUGUGGCCUGCGAAGUCAUCGCCAAGCGCAUUAUCGAAUCCGAGCAAGAUCAGGAUUAUCUGCUUAAAAAUGUUUUGCUCAAGCGCUACUCGAUCUUUUCCGAUGGCUUUGAGAGUGACCCUGUCAAUGUGAUUGAGCGCUCGGUAGAUCUCCACGCGCUGAUAAUUAUCGGAUCCUCCGGAUACCAGAAAUGCAUACAGUAUCUAUGGCGUGGCUGGAUCUGUCAGGAAGAAGGUAAUCCCACGAACUUCGUGGAGUACGACCAGAAAGCCAACACCAGUUACUGGGUCCAUUUCCAUCCGGAUCGCAUGCGAACCCCUCUUUACCAGAAUGUCUGCCAGAUCGCCUUUUCUCUGGUCUAUCUUGCUGUUUACACCGCUGUGAUAAACACUGUCAACCCAACUGGUGAUAUCGACAUGGCUGAGGUUGUUCUGUACGUGAUGACGCUUGCAUUCCUCUGUGACGAAAUAGCGAAGUUCUGGAAAGUUGGGUGGAAUUACCUUGAAUUCUGGAAUGCCUUCAAUUCUACGCUCUACGCUCUCCUCGUCAUAUCCUUUGUCUUGCGCAUUGUUGCAUUGGCCCAUUCGUCUUCAAGCAGCGAUGCAGAACGGCAAAUGUUCAAUGGUUUAAGCUAUAACUUCCUGGCUUUUGCAGGACCCAUGUUUUGGAUGCGUAUGAUGCUCUAUUUGGACUCAUUCAAAUUCUUUGGUGCCAUGUUCGUGGUCCUUCGGGUAAUGAUGAAGGAAAGCUUGAUCUUUUUUGCUCUCCUAUUUGUGGUGCUGGCUGGUUUCUUCCAGGCAUUUAUUGGCAUGGCACAGGUGGAUGACGAUAUACCUAUCACUCGGCUUAUCAUCCAGGGCAUGGCGAACACUAUCAUGCAGAGCCCUGAGUUCGAGACUUUCCAGGAUUUCGCAUUCCCCUUUGGAAUCAUUCUCUACUAUGUCUUCAGCUUUGUCAUCAUGAUUGUUCUCUUGAACAUCCUCAUUGCGCUUUACAACAGUGCCUAUGAAGAUAUUUCCGGAAAUGCCACCGAUGAGUUCAUGGCAAUUUUUGCCCAGAAAACCAUGCAGUUCGUUCGGGCCCCCGAUGAGAAUGUCUUCAUCCCGCCUUUUAAUUUGAUUGAGAUCUUGUUGGUGAGCGCUCCAUUCGAAUGGUGGCUGUCGAAAAAGCAAUAUGCAAAGCUCAACGAUGUUGUCAUGGGUCUGUUAUACUCGCCUCUUCUCCUCUUGACAGCCUGGGUUGAGACUCACCAAGCCGAGCAAAUUCGUUGGAAUCGGCGCCAUGGAGAAGAGGACGAGGAAGAUCAACAGGAGUGGGAAAUGGUGGCUGAAGAUGUGGAAUAUGAGUUGGAUGACUCUUGGAAGGAAGAAGUCAAUCAAAGCACGCCUGACAUCAAGGUUGAUACAUGUACUCUUGAGGUGAGGCAGUUACGUAUGCAAGUGGAGGCAUUGACAGAUUUGGUGAAGCAGGCAAAACUCGCAGAUGACCCCCAGAUUCACCAUGCAUCCCUGCACAAUCCUCUUUCGAUACAAUGGCAUCCUUAUGUCUUCCCUUUCACCAUAAUCUGGUCUGCCUUUUUCUAUUACUAUCUGUCCGAAGAGCGAUAUGAUAUCUAUAUUCAGGGCCAGGAGUGGACCUUCGUUUGGGCGGGGUCCAUCAUCACGCUCCAGUCCCUCUUGUGGCUGAUGACCAAGUGGAACAUUGACAUCAAAACGCUUUUCACUACUACCAGAGCCAGCUCCAUUGAUACCGCCAAACUGAUUAAGGUGAUCCCGGUCACCAAUGCUGGAAUUGCUGAAAUCUGUCCCCUGAUCCACGACACCUCCGGUGGCAAAAAGACCCUUUCCUUUUUGUUCCAGAAGCGCCGUUUCCUCUACUACCCCGAAAGUGGCACAUUUGCACCCCUGGCAUAUGCUCUCGAUGCAGAGCCCAAGCCUGCUCUCAAAACCUUUCAGCAGACCAAGGGUCUCACCACCAAAGCGGAGGUUGAGAGCGUGCAGGAGCACUAUGGCGAUAACACCUUCGAUAUUCCCGUCCCUGGAUUUGUGGAGCUCUUCCAAGAGCAUGCCGUCGCGCCGUUCUUCGUUUUCCAGGUAUUCUGUGUUGGUUUGUGGAUGCUGGAUGAAUACUGGUACUACUCGCUGUUCACUCUCUUCAUGCUUGUUAUGUUUGAGAGCACCGUUGUUUGGCAGCGCCAGAGAACUCUUAACGAGUUCCGUGGCAUGAGCAUCAAGCCUUACGACGUCUGGGUUUUCCGUGAGAACAAAUGGCAAGAAACCACCAGCGACAAGCUUCUUCCCGGCGAUCUGAUGUCCGUCAACCGGACCAAGGAGGACAGCGGUGUCGCUUGUGAUAUUCUUCUUGUCGAGGGUAGUGUGAUUGUGAAUGAGGCAAUGCUCUCCGGUGAGAGUACCCCUCUACUCAAGGACUCGAUUCAGCUCCGCCCCGGUGACGACUUGAUUGAACCGGAGGGCUUGGAUAAGAACUCGUUCGUGCACGGUGGAACCAAGGUUCUGCAGGUCACUCACCCCAAUGUCAAUGGAGAGGAGGUUCUGAAGAACCUGGCCAACGGCGUUACGAUGCCCCCGGAUAACGGAGCUCUCGGUGUGGUUGUCAAGACUGGAUUCGAGACCAGCCAGGGUAGCCUUGUGCGCACUAUGAUUUACUCCACUGAGCGUGUUUCCGCCAACAAUGCUGAGGCUCUGUUGUUCAUUCUCUUCCUGCUGAUUUUCGCGAUUGCCGCCUCUUGGUACGUGUGGCAGGAGGGUGUAAUCAAGGACCGCAAGCGCUCAAAGCUCCUUCUAGACUGUGUCCUUAUCGUCACCAGCGUCGUUCCCCCGGAGUUGCCCAUGGAGUUGAGCUUGGCGGUCAACACCAGUUUGGCUGCUUUGAGCAAGUUUGCUAUUUUCUGCACAGAGCCUUUCCGUAUCCCCUUUGCUGGCCGCGUUGAUAUCGCGUGUUUCGAUAAGACCGGCACUUUGACUGGCGAGGAUCUUGUCGUUGACGGUAUUGCUGGUCUCACUCUUGGUCAGUCUGAUGCCAAGGUUGAAGCUGAUGGCGCCCAUACGGAUUUGGCAAAGGCGGAGAAUGUUAGCCCCGCUACUACUCUUGUUCUUGCUAGCGCACACGCCUUGGUCAAAUUAGAUGAAGGUGAGGUCGUUGGUGACCCCAUGGAGAAGGCUGCUUUGGAGUGGCUUGGCUGGGGUCUGGGCAAGAACGACACCCUCAUGUCCAAGGGAACUGCACCCAAGGUUGCCUCUCGCCCCGUUGAGUCCGUUCAGAUCAAGAGACGAUUCCAAUUCUCCUCUACCUUGAAGCGCCAGAGUACUAUCGCUACUAUUACUACCAAUGACCCCAAGACCUCGAAGAAGAGCAAAGCCACUUUCGUCGGUGUCAAGGGUGCCCCUGAGACUAUCAACUCUAUGCUUAUUAAUACGCCUCCUAACUACGAGGAGACUUACAAGUACUUCACUCGCAACGGUGCUCGUGUCCUUGCUCUUGCCUACAAGUACCUCUCUUCUGAAUCCGAGCUUUCCCACAGCCGCGUUAACAACUACGUUCGAGAGGAGAUUGAGUCUGAGCUAAUCUUCGCCGGUUUCCUUGUUUUGCAGUGCCCUCUCAAGGAUGACGCUAUCAAAUCUGUCCGUAUGUUGAAUGAGAGCAGCCACCGUGUUGUCAUGAUCACCGGAGACAAUCCGUUGACUGCCUGCCAUGUGGCACGACAGGUCGAGAUUGUGGACCGAGAGGUUCUCAUUCUUGAUGCCCCCGAACAUGACAACUCUGGAACCAGACUUGUAUGGCGUACUAUUGAUGACAAGCUCAACACUGAAGUUGAUCCCACGAAGCCUUUGGACCCGGAGAUUCUGAAAACCAAGGACAUCUGUAUCACUGGUUACGCCCUGGCGAAGUUCAAGGACCAAGUGGCCCUUCCGGAGCUUUUGCGUCACACUUGGGUCUAUGCUCGUGUGUCCCCCAAGCAAAAGGAGGACAUUUUGCUUGGUCUUAAGGAUGCUGGUUACACCACCCUGAUGUGUGGUGACGGUACAAAUGACGUGGGUGCUCUGAAGCAAGCCCACGUUGGUGUUGCCCUUCUUAACGGCUCCCCCGACGACCUGACCCGUAUUGCCGAGCACUACCGCACCACUAAGAUGAAGGAGCUGUACGAGAAACAGGUUGGUAUGAUGCAGAGAUUCAAUCAGCCUCCUCCUCCGGUCCCUGUGCACAUCGCUCACCUCUACCCCCCUGGCCCUGGUAACCCACACUACGAGAAGGCCAUGGAGCGUGAGAUGUCGAAGAAGGGUGCCAAGGCCGGCGAGCCGAUGCCCACUAUCACCUCUCCUGGUGCCCAAGCUCUUCAGCAGAUCACGACUCCUCAGCAGCAGCGACAGCAACAAGCCCAAGCUGCUGCGGCGGGUCUUGCUGACAGGCUCACCUCUUCUAUGUUGGAAUCAGAGUUGGAUGACAGCGAGCCACCCACCAUCAAGCUGGGUGAUGCUUCUGUUGCUGCUCCAUUCACCAGCAAAUUGGCUAAUGUUAUUGCAAUCCCGAACAUCCUCCGCCAGGGUCGUUGCACUUUGGUUGCGACAAUUCAAAUGUACAAGAUUCUUGCACUGAACUGUUUGAUCAGCGCCUACAGUCUGAGUGUUAUCUACUUAGAAGGUAUUAAGUUUGGCGAUGGCCAGGUCACCAUCAGUGGUAUGCUGAUGAGUGUCUGCUUCUUGUCUAUUUCUCGUGCUAAGUCUGUUGAGGGUCUGUCUAAGGAGCGACCGCAGCCCAACAUCUUCAACGUGUACAUCAUUGGGUCCGUUCUUGGUCAAUUCGCCAUCCACAUUGCCACAUUGAUCUACCUCUCCAACUACGUCUACAAGGUUGAGCCGAGAGCCAGCGAUAUCGACCUGGAGGGCGAGUUUGAACCCUCUCUCCUGAACAGCGCCAUCUACCUUCUUCAGCUCAUCCAGCAAAUCUCCACAUUCUCCAUCAACUACCAGGGUCGUCCGUUCCGUGAGUCCAUUCGUGAAAACAAGGCCAUGUACUGGGGUCUUGUCGCAGCCUCGGCUGUUGCUUUCUCCUGUGCCACCGAGUUUGUUCCCGAGAUCAACGAGAAGUUGCGCCUGGUUCCCUUCACCAACGAGUUCAAGGUUACCCUGACCGUGCUGAUGGCUUUCGAUUAUGCUGGUUGCUAUGUAAUUGAAAACGUGCUCAAGCACCUAUUCAGUGACUUCCGUCCUAAGGAUAUCGCUGUUCGCCGUCCUGAUCAGUUGAAGCGCGAGGCGGAGCGCAAGGCGAAGGAGGAGGCCGAAGCUGAGGCCCUGAAAGAGCAGCAGAGAGCCGUUUAA
This is a messenger RNA of Penicillium odoratum, 5709 nucleotides long. RefSeq names its product putative potassium ion channel Yvc1 (gene yvc1). The record is from RefSeq and is a predicted model, not a curated record. Gene Ontology annotation, molecular function: ATP hydrolysis activity; P-type ion transporter activity; ATP binding. Lineage: Eukaryota; Fungi; Ascomycota; Eurotiomycetes; Eurotiales; Aspergillaceae. Gene Ontology annotation, cellular component: endoplasmic reticulum membrane. Bases 1 to 5709 code for a protein of 1902 amino acids. The transcript is spliced from 8 exons. Gene Ontology annotation, biological process: intracellular calcium ion homeostasis.